Molecule: messenger RNA, 1043 nt
Organism: Lepisosteus oculatus (spotted gar)
Lineage: Eukaryota; Metazoa; Chordata; Actinopteri; Semionotiformes; Lepisosteidae
Source: RefSeq, a predicted model, not a curated record
UCACUUUAAGAGCUGCAGCUGCCGAGCUCGCAUUGACGUCAACAGGCCAGGUCUCUGAGCAGAUUUGAGAACAGGACAACACACUGCGGAGAAGCGCUCGGCGGCCGGUCAGUCAAGCAUCGUUACAGUCUGGGCAGACGGGCGGGCGGGCGACUCCAGGUCGGAGCAGCGUCUGUAACCGAAGCGCUGAAGCACGCAGCGUUUGACCAUUUGAACCAGAAAGGGGGUCUUGCGCGUUUGCAGGAGCGCUGCAGAAUAGAAAACCUGCGUAUUGUUUUAGGGGGUGUGGACAAUGGGAUUUUAAACAAUCGCUGAGAAACUGCCAUUGUUUCUUUAGACCCCAGUGAACACAAGUACAACCCAAGUGGGCAUGGCGUCUGCCAAGAGCGGAUACGAAGGGAAGAUAGCCGGGCUGUAUGACUUGGACCGCACGCUGGGCAAGGGGCACUUCGCGGUGGUGAAGCUGGCACGCCACGUCUUCACUGGUGAGCUGGUGGCCGUCAAGGUCAUUGACAAGACCAAGCUGGACAGCUUGGCUGCCGGGCACCUCUUGCAGGAGGUACGUUGCAUGAAGUUGGUGCAGCAUCCCAAUGUGGUGCGGCUGUAUGAGGUCAUCGACACCCAGACCAAACUCUACCUCAUCCUGGAGCUGGGGGAUGGCGGGGACAUGUACGACUACAUCCUGCGGCACGAGGGGGGCGUCUCGGAGGCCCAAGCCAAGGUCCACUUUGCCCAGAUAGUGCGCGCCAUCUCCUACUGCCACCGGCUCCACGUGGUCCACCGAGACCUCAAGCCCGAGAACGUGGUCUUCUUCCGCCAGCAGGGCACCGUCAAGCUCACUGACUUUGGCUUCAGCAACCACUUCCAGCCCGGCACCAUGCUGAUGACCAGCUGUGGCUCGCUGGCCUACUCGGCGCCCGAGAUCCUCCUGGGAGAGGAGUAUGAUGCGCCUGCCGUGGGUAAGUUAUUUCUAUAACUAGUAUUUGUAUGGAAGCAGUCCCAUGACGCAGCUGGUCAGGCGGAGAAGAGAGAAGCUGCUUCAU